Messenger RNA from Plasmodium yoelii, 2670 nucleotides. Its product is annotated as PIR protein. The coding region runs from base 1 to 2670 and encodes 889 amino acids. NCBI's taxonomy places the organism in Eukaryota, Apicomplexa, Aconoidasida, Haemosporida, Plasmodiidae. The transcript is spliced from 3 exons. The record is from RefSeq and is a predicted model, not a curated record.
AUGGAGGACGAUUUAGCGUGUGAGUUAUUUCUUGAAGCUGAUAAGCUUUUGAAUGGUAGUAUUUACUUACAGAAGGCAAUUAACAAAUCCCCAGAAUACCGUGAAUAUUGCCCCAAUAAUAAACAAUGCUCGACUAGGGCUGAGAGUAUUGGUGCAUUGAGCGUGUAUUUAUUUACGAAUUUUUACAAUAAAGAAAGCGGUUAUUAUGAACAUUUUAUUAUGUGGUUAGCUCAUACUUUAUUUAAGAUAGCCAAAAAAAGAAACAAUGAAAAUGCCCAUAAUAUUACUUUAAGUUCGGCUUAUGACAAAUAUUUAGAUAAAUCUAUGGGUCAUCUUAGACAAUGGGAUAUUUUAAAUGAUGUAAGGGGUGGGAAAGAUCCUAAUCUUAAGCACAUGAGUGAAUUGUAUACGUUACUUAAUCAUAUAUGUAAUACAAUUGCAGAUUAUAAAAAAUACGGUGCCACGAGUAGGAAGCUUCAUAAAAAUUCUGUAAAUUGUCUUAAUCAAUAUAGAAAUCUUUACAGAGCGUUUUCUGGGAAUGCUUCAUAUUUAUCUCUAUUGGAAAAAUUAAAAAAAAUAUAUGACGACUUUAGAACUGCUGCUAUUAAGAAUGAUAUUGGUAAAAAAAAUAAUAUAGAAAGUCGUCUUCUAGAACUUACAGCAAUUAAAAAAAAAGAAUCACAUUCUACGAAAAAUUUUAAAACAUUAGACUCCAAUGGUCCAGAGGAUCAAUUGGAAGAUGAGAAGGACCCCGAAAUUCCAAAGGAAAAGAGCACUCAAGAGGAGCGAACAUAUCAUAAAAACGAAGGGAAAAAUACUGAACAAAGCAUCAAACUACAAAAUACAGUGGUUCAAACAUCAAACCAAAGAGAUAAACCAUCAGUUUCAGAAGGUGAAUCAAAAAUUUCAGGAAAUGAACAAGAACAUAGUGAAAAAUCCCAAGGAUUGUCUAUAGAUCCAACCAAAGAAAAUUUAUUACUGAAAACAAAAGAUCAAACACUACAACAAGAACUACAUCCAAUACAACCAAAACUACAGCUAGAAUCACACAAUAAAGAGAAUGAGACACUACAGAAAGCACUAUCUGAAAUAAAACCACAAUCACCACCAGAAGCAGCAGCAGCAACAACAACAACACCAUCACCAUCGACAGCAGCAACAACAACACCAUCACCAUCAACAGCAACAACAACGCCUAUAAUACCAUCAACAGAAGUGUCAUCACAACAUCCACACCAUCAGCAACCGAAACCACCACAACAAGUACAAAUAAAUCAAGUAAUACAUGAACCAAUACAACCACAACAUACAAUGAAAAAUGGAAUCGAUUCAUAUUUUAUAUUAAACCCUGACGAAUCUAACCCCAAUGGUUCAAAGGAUCAAUUGAAACAUGAGAAGAAACCCGAAAUUCCAAAGGAAAACAGCAUUCAAGAGGUAGAAAAAUAUCCUAAAACCAAUGAGAAUGAUAAUGAACAAAACACCAAUCUACAAAAUUCAGUGGAUCAAACAUCGAUUCAAACAAAAGAAUCAUCAGUUUCAGGAAGUGCAUUAAAAUUUUCAGAAAAAGACACAGAAAAUAAUGGAAAAUCCCAAGAAAGCUCUAUAGAAGAAUCACAAAAAGAAAAUUUAAUACCGAAAGAUCAAGAACAACCUCCAAUAAAAUCACAAUCAGAUCCACAGGCAGAAUCACAAGAUAAAGAGCAUGUGACACAACCUGCAUCUACACAAGAAAAAUCAUUGACGAGCUAUGAAACCAUAAAAAAAAUAACAGAAAAUGGAUUUUUAUAUGAUUUCUAUAAACUGCAGAUUUCAUCUUUUUAUAAAAACCUUACUGAUUAUGGAAAUCGUUUAUAUGAAAGUGCAUCGACUAGCUUAACAAAAGGUUAUUCUGCAUUUAAUAAUUUUGCUAAUGAUUUAAUUACUCAACCAAAUAAAAUAAAUGUUACAUCUCAAUCAGUUGAUAAUAGCAUUCAACCAAAAGGUUCGGGAAGUGAUAUACCUCCCUCUGAUAAUCCACCAGAAAAGCCCUCAUCUUCACCGACAGAAUUUAUUGACAAAAAAACUAAAGAUGAAAGACAUGAAAAAAAACAUGAAGGUGAAAAACAAGAAAAUAAAUCUGAAGGUCAAGAUCAAGUAAGUGAAGCUGAAAGUAAAGGGCAAAUAAGUGAAACUGAAGGUGGAACCCAAGAAGAAAAUCCUGAAGAUGGAAUCCACGAAACAAAUCCUGAAGAUGAAAGUCACGAAACAAAUUUUGAAGGGGAAAACCAAGAAAAAGAACCUGAAUAUAAAGGCAAAAUAAGUGAAAAUGAAGAACCAAUACAAAUUUCAACUCCUAAAGAAUCCUCAGAGGUUUUUAUCAAUAUAACAUCUAAUCAAGAAAUUGGACAACUUCCUUCUGAAAUCAAGGUACAAAGAGACAUAUCUGAAAUAAAGGUACAAAAUGGCAUAUUUGGAAAAGGAUUUCCAGUAAAUUUAUUUAAAGAAAGCAAAUUAAUUUUAUAUUCAUUUAUAGUUAUUGCAAUACUCGUUAUGUUAGCAAUUAUGUAUAAGUGUUUAGGAUUUGGUCGGAGAAAAAAGGAGAAAAAAAAAAAAAAAAUGAAAAAGGUCAGAAAAUUGUGUGAUGAAAAUAAUACCGAAAAGAACCAAUGCAAUAAUUAUAAAUUGAGGUGA